Molecule: messenger RNA, 156 nt
Organism: Neurospora hispaniola
Lineage: Eukaryota; Fungi; Ascomycota; Sordariomycetes; Sordariales; Sordariaceae
Exons: 1
Source: RefSeq, a predicted model, not a curated record
UAUAAUCUAUUUAUUACUCUAGGUUGGAUAGUUAAUAUAGAUGUUCAGUUAUAUACUAGUAUAAAUAUUAUAUUUAAUUACGUUACUAAAUACAUUUCAAAAGCCGAGAAGAGAAUAAGGUCUUACAAUAAUAUUACCACCGAAUUAAUACCCUAA